Molecule: messenger RNA, 600 nt
Organism: Triticum aestivum (bread wheat)
Lineage: Eukaryota; Viridiplantae; Streptophyta; Magnoliopsida; Poales; Poaceae
Product: putative ripening-related protein 4
Exons: 1
Coding region: 1-600 (199 amino acids)
Source: RefSeq, a predicted model, not a curated record
AUGGCUAACAUGAAGCUACUAGCCGUGCUUGCUCUCGUGCAGCUCCUGUCACGCCUCCACGUCCAUGGCGUCUCCGCGUCCAUGGACAUGCCGACGGCGACGGCGACCAGCGGAGGCGGCAGCUGCCACGUCAGCGGAUACCUGCCGGGCCAAUCCGGCAACUGCAACCCGGAGCACGGCUCCACCUGCUGCGUCAACGGCCACCGGUACCCGCAGUACAAGUGCUCGCCCCCGGUGUCGGCCGAGACGCCGGCGAUCCUCACUAUAAACAGCUUCGCAGAAGGUGGAGACGGGGGCGGCAAAUCGUUCUGCGACAACCGCUAUCACAAGGACAGCGAGUUGGUGGUGGCACUGUCCACGGGGUGGCUGCGCCUGGACGGCACGAAUAGAUGCAACAAGAUGAUCCGUAUCAACGGGAACGGGCAGUCCGUGACGGCCAAGGUCGUCGACGAGUGCGACUCGGUGUACGGCUGUGACAAGGAGCACAAUUUCGAGCCGCCGUGCCCAAACAACGACGUGGACGCGUCGCCGGCCGUUUGGAAGGCGCUGGGCCUCAACGGGAACAUUGGAGAGUUCAAGGUCACUUGGUCUGAUGUGUGA